Molecule: messenger RNA, 1962 nt
Organism: Wyeomyia smithii (pitcher-plant mosquito)
Lineage: Eukaryota; Metazoa; Arthropoda; Insecta; Diptera; Culicidae
Gene: trus
Product: programmed cell death protein 2-like
Exons: 3
Coding region: 123-1430 (435 amino acids)
Cellular component (GO): cytoplasm
Source: RefSeq, a predicted model, not a curated record
AUGUCAAAUGCGCGUGUGUCGGGAUCUAUAUGACUGCCUUUGUGAAAUUAUAAAAAAAAAAUCUGGCUGACCGAACGGAUUGAAAAAUCAAUUUUUGCGUGAAACUGUAUAGUCUCGCUUAAAUGGCAAAAAAUAAGUGCAUAGUAUUGCUUGGUUACGAGGAUGAAGUGAUACAAGAUAAGGAUAAACCGCACCUUAACUAUACUGUUAAUAAAAUUGGUGGGAUUCCGACCUGGCCAUCGUCGGAAAUUGCAAUCGGACCAUGUCCGCUAUGCGGUCAGAGUCGUCCACUAAUAGUGCAAAUAUACGCUCCAUUGGAAAACUCACAAUUCCACCGAACGUUGUAUAUUUUCGCAUGUUUGAACGCACCUUGUUCAACCCAAUCCCACAGCUGGGUGUGUGUUAGGACCCAGGUGCUGGAGAAAAGUCCAAUUGAUAAUGACAGUGAUAUAACAUCAACGGGCCAGUUCGUAAAAACAGCGCCCACCAGUAUUUCGUGGUGCAGUGGAGCUGACGAUUGGGAUGAUGCGAAUUUUGAUACGGCAUCAGGUGCAAACAGUUUUCUAAGGGUUGAUACUGCUCAAGUUCCGAAUACUGCGACUGAAGAAAAUGGAAAUAUUAUCCAAUACGAGAGGGGUAAAACUUCUGACGAAGAUGAGGAGAGCAACUCACUGGAGGAGAAUGACCCAGUACCAGGCUUUGGAAAUUUGCGGGUAGACGAACGCAACGCCAACGGUGCUGGUGCCAAAGGCGGUAUAAUUGAUAAUUUAUACAUGAGUAAAGUGACGGCAGAAAUUGAAGGAGUCGAAGAUGAUGUGGUUGUAGCAGAAACGCCGGUUUCACCCAAGAGAGAUUUGAUAGAGCUUCUAAAUCAACCGCAAAUUAUUCCAAGAGACAUUGUGGAUCUAACACUGAAAAGCAUUUAUAUAAGCGUGGACGAAGAGCGUUCUACGUCUCCGAACGUUUCGGACCAUGUAAGACAACUUUUGCAAGAGUAUCAGAAACACGAAGAAGUCAAAACCAGUCCAGAUAGCCCAAUCGGAAUCGCCAGUGGCGGCCAGCCAACACCCAUGGACCAGGAACUUUAUGAAAAAGGAAUCCCCAUGCAUGGGGAUCUAAUGUUUCACAAUUUUAUGACAACUCUACAGUUGAACCCUGGACAAAUUUUACGUUACUCAAGAAAUGCAGCACCAUUACUGAUAGCUCCAUUAAACGAGCUACGUGAGCCGACAUGCCAACAUUGCGGUAGUGAGCUAAUAUGUGAGAUUCAAAUUCUUCCGACGAUCAUCGAAAAGUUACGGCUAGAAGCCACCGGUCAAGCUGUUCCUAUCGAUUUUGGUAACGUACUUGUGUGGACUUGCAUCAAAAGUUGUUGGGAUACACCAGAUCGAAUGCGAUCGGAAAUAGUUAUCGUGCAGCAGGAGUCCUAAAUUCCUGACCGUAGAGAAUCUAGCGAGGGGACAAGUGAUCUUAUUGUGUAGAACGCAAUGUUUUAAUGAAUCAUGUCACCGUAGACAUGUUAACCUAAUUACGGAGAAUGGUUGGCUUAAGUUUAGCUUAUCCGUCGGUCAAUUCAGUAAGUUACCUAUCGCCAUCCAACAAUAAUUGCGUGAUAACUAAAUGUCAAAAGCGUAAAAAUAUCGUAAACUACCUAUCAUUUUAACUAUAGCAGAAAUGAAUGCAAUUCUAUAAUUCUGGCUAUGAACUGAUUGCAAUUUUUAAAACUACCGCCGUUUUGCCGGUCAAUAUUCGUACGUAGAUAAAUCAGGAAUUAUUGUCUUCCUAGGAUACCUGGGGGACUGAUCACAUGUAAUUUUAUUGUAGUGCGAACAUCAACCAUGGAUAAAUGAUAUAUCCUUACAACAGUGCAUCGCGACAUCAUGUCUCAGAAUGACCGCUACGACUUUUAAAAUGAUCUUCAAAUAGCAUUGAAUAAAACCGUAGUUUAUGGUGUUGAAGUUA